This is a messenger RNA of Corvus hawaiiensis (hawaiian crow), 1078 nucleotides long. RefSeq names its product zinc finger and SCAN domain-containing protein 2-like. Gene Ontology annotation, molecular function: DNA-binding transcription repressor activity, RNA polymerase II-specific. The transcript has 3 exons. Lineage: Eukaryota; Metazoa; Chordata; Aves; Passeriformes; Corvidae. The record is from RefSeq and is a predicted model, not a curated record. Gene Ontology annotation, biological process: negative regulation of transcription by RNA polymerase II. The annotation marks the transcript as partial.
AGGCCUCACAAGUGCUUGGAAUGUGGGAAGGGCUUCAGGUGGAACUGCAAGCUGAGGGAACACCAGAGGAUCCACACUGGGGAGAGGCCAUACGAGUGUGGGGAAUGUGGGAAGGGCUUCACCAGCAGCUCCCACCUGAUCCAGCACCAGGUGGUCCACACCGGAGAACGGCCCUAUGAGUGCUUGGAUUGUUGGAAGAGCUUCGGCCGGAUCUCCGAACUGAGGGUACACCAGCGCACCCACACUGGGGAGAGGCCCUACAAGUGUUCUGAGUGUGGGAAGAGGUUUCCAAGCAGCUCCGAUCUCCUCAGACAUCAGCGCAUUCACACGGAUGAGAGGCCCUUCCGCUGCUCCGACUGCGGGAAGGGCUUCAAAUACAACUCCACCCUCAUCAGGCACCGGCGCAUCCACACUGGGGAGAGGCCCUACGAGUGUCCUGAGUGUGGGAAGAGCUUCUCCAGGAGCUUUACCUUGACCAAACACCAACGGAGGCACCGCUAAGGGAAGCCCUGCGAGUGCCCCGAGUGCGGGAAGAGCUUCCCCCAGCACUCCAGCCUGAGGGAACACCAGAGGAUCCACCCUGGGGAAAAGCCCUAUGAGUGUGGGGAAUGUGGGAAGAGCUUUGGACAGAGCUCCCACUUGAUCCGGCACCAGAUGAUCCACACCAGGGAACGGCCCUAUGAGUGCUUGGAAUGUGGGAAGAGCUUCGGCUGGAGCUCUGCCCUGAGAAAGCAGCGAACCCACACUGGGGAGAGGCCCUAUGAGUGUGGGGAGUGUGGGAACAGGCUUCAGACCACCUUCAAUCUCCUCGUACAUCAGUGGAUUCACACAAAAGAGAGGCCCUUCUGCUGCCCCGACUGCGGGAAGGGCUUCAAGCAAAAUUGCACCCUCAUCACCCACCAGUGCAUCUACACUGGGGAGAGGCCCUACGAGUGUCCCCAGUGUAGGAAGAGCUUCUCCAGCAGCUCUGCCUUGACCCAACACCACCGGAGGCACCGCUAGGGGAAGCCCUGCGAGUGCCCCGAGUGCGGGAAGAGCUUCGUGCGCUGCUCCAGCUCCAUCCCCCGUGGGAGGAUCG